AUGAGCGGGGCCGGCGCGGCGCUGGCCUCGUCGGCAUUAGGCCUCUGCGGGGAGGACGCGAGGGCGGGUCGAGGCGCAGAACUCAAAGAGGGUGAUCUGGAGGAUGCCAGAGUUUGUAGAGCUCUUCUUGCCCUACCAAGCACUGAAUCUAAGCCGAAGGAAGUUCAAGAUCGUCUAGAGCUUGGUGAAGACACUGGGGAUCAUGAGCACAGUGUAAAAGCGCUGAGAGCAAACCUUAGAAAACUAAAGGGAGCAUUUGAGACCCUGAUAUCAAAGAAGGAUAAGGAUAUUUAUUCUGUAAAAGUUGUUCUUUUGAACCAGUUGAGGACAAUGGAAAAGGACAGCAUGCUCUCUGAGAACAAGAAACUAGAGGCAGCACAAGCUACUGAAGAAGCGAAGAAGCUUCAGCAGAACGUGCAGGCGCUGCGCGUCGCAACCCAAAACAAGGACAAUGAGAUUGGCAGACUCCAUGCAGAAGCUCUUGUGGCUCAACAGAAGCUACAUGAAAUGGAUUCCUUGCUGAAGGAGAAAAAUGAAAGUAUUGAAAAACUCCGUGCGGAAAACAUUGGAUUACGUGCUGUAAAGGAUUUUGUUUGGAGCCAGUUCCGGAUAAAGGAGCAGGAGCUGCUGGACUACGCCAUGCUUCUUAAGAACAAGGAAGUGGCGACAGCACAAGCUACUGAAGCUUCGCAAAAGCUAGUAAAGGAUAAUCGCACGAUGGAAGCAGAAGUUGUUGAUUAUGGAAACACGUUAUUGAUUCUAGAGGAUAAGCUAACGGACAUGCGCUCGUUGGUGAAGGAGAAAGAGGACGAAAUCCAAGAACUCAAAAGUCGCCAACCUGAUAUCACUAGUCUGAAGCGCAAGUUUGCCUCUUCCUUGUCAAAUGUAAGUAUGUCAUUUCCAAGUAUAGUAUUCUUUGCACUAGUAGAAAAUUAGGCUUU
Messenger RNA from Triticum aestivum (bread wheat), 941 nucleotides. Its product is annotated as CAP-Gly domain-containing linker protein 1-like. Bases 1 to 936 code for a protein of 311 amino acids. Lineage: Eukaryota; Viridiplantae; Streptophyta; Magnoliopsida; Poales; Poaceae. The transcript is spliced from 3 exons. The record is from RefSeq and is a predicted model, not a curated record.